AUGUAUCUAACAAACAUAUUCAUAACAUUAUUCUGUCUAUUCACAUCAUUGGUCCAAUGUGUGCCCACUUCACUAAUUGCACAAGGUCCGGAGCUUUCCAUUAAAGAGGAAUUGGAUCAGCUUGUGGAGUCACGAUUGGACUCCAACGAUGCUAGCUUAUACCAUGAAUUGAUAGAGAUGUUUAGUGACGAAGAUUUGCUUUACAAGAGAGACGACAACAAUGAUCAAAACCUUCAAAACACAAUCAACUAUGUUAUUGAAACACUCAAUUCAUCUGGUAUCAUUUGGGAUUUGUUAGACACUAUUGCUGAUAACCCUUCCAGAGUUGAUUAUUUGACUAAUUUGACUUCAUCUUUACUCGGCGGUAUGAACAUUACCAUCAAUGUUGCUGAUAUCUUGAACGGAAACAGUCCAAUGUCUUCAUUAACCAAGUAUGUCAAUGUUACUGCUAUCUACGACGCAGUUAUGAACAGUGGAUUGGUCACUUCCUUGGCAGAUGGUCUUUUGUUAGACUCUAAUUUCAGACCAAGAUUAGCCGACAUCGUCAAUAGAGUAGUUUGGUCACAAAGAGAUUUGUUGUUGUACAUUUUCAGUACGGUGUUCCAAAAGAGAGAAUACUUGUUGAAAAGAGCAGGUGUUGACCAAGAAGAUAUCAAUUUAUGGCUGAGCUUGCUCAGGGCUGCUGAUGCAGAGGGUGGAUCUACAACUACAAGCUCGUCAAACCCAUCAGCAUUCACAAUUGAUCCAAAUAUCUUUUCGUCACUCAUGAAUUUGAACUCCCAAGCUGCUCAAACGCAAUCCUCAAGGGCAUCGUCUUCAGUGAGAGCUACUUCAUCCUCAUCAAGUGCCAGACCAACUUCUGCUAACUCAAAGGUGUCUGCCUCCGCUUCAUCAGCUUUGUCAGUAUUGGGUUCUGCCGCAUCUACUGCUUUGACAGCCUCUGCCAACUCAUCCGCUAGCCCUUCUUCAUCACGUGCAGCUGCUACAACGUCAUCGUCACGUACUAGUUCAGUUAGCUCAAGUGAAUAUAGUGGAAGCUUGGGAUCAUUUGUUGAAAAUGCUGCUGGGGCAGUUUUGGGAUCAAACGUUGUUGGCACUAUUGCAACUGAUGUUUUGAACUCUUUGAAUGACACCGGCUUUGCUGUUUACUUUGUCAAGAGAUUCUUGUCUGAUGACGCAUACGUCAAUAUGACUGCAGCACUUGCUAACUCGUUGUUAUCUUCUGGUACCAUCAACAUUGAUGUCAGUGGACUCAAUGUCACCAGUCUUGUUGACACAGUUUUGGGCGAUCCAUCUACGAUUGUUGGUGCUGUCGGUAGCUUGUUGAGUGGAAACUCUAGUGCUCUUUCUGGCGUUAUGAGUAAGUACUCCGGAGCUAUUCAGUCACUUAUUGGAGAUAUUGAAGCUACUGGCUUGUUUGCUAAUUUGAACAGUUACAUCUUUGGUGAUUCGAGCUCCAGUGCCAGCAGCUCAGCCACUCAAACCUCAGCUGCUUCGUCAACCGCUAGAAGAGAAGUUGUCUCAGCUAGUGCCACCGCAUCUUCGAGCUCUGUUGUUGAAAAGAAGGUAGAGACAAGUGUCGUUGCCAGUGUCUCACCUACAAACAGUGCUGUCUCCCGUUCAUCAAAAAGUUCAAAUGAUGCUUCAGGUGUAGCGGGUAAUGUUUUCACCAUGAAGGCUUUAUUUUUCACUCAAGUUGCUUUGCUCGUCGGUGUGUUUGUUUUGUAA
This is a messenger RNA of Lodderomyces theae, 1728 nucleotides long. It is a transcript of the gene PGA45, whose product is annotated as Pga45p. Bases 1 to 1728 code for a protein of 575 amino acids. The record is from RefSeq and is a predicted model, not a curated record. The transcript has a single exon. NCBI's taxonomy places the organism in Eukaryota, Fungi, Ascomycota, Pichiomycetes, Serinales, Debaryomycetaceae.